UAAACAUCUGUGCAAAAACCAUGUGGACAGCCUACACAAAAGGAAAUUUGUCUCAGAAGCCUUUACAUACAGGUGCAAAAGAAACAAUUCCUUUACCUUCAGUUCACAAGAGAUCAUUGGAGAGUAUGAUGGCUCCAUCCAGUAAUUUGCAUAGCCACAGAUGCUCAAAAAUCCUCCAAGAAUUGUUCUUCUGCCCACAGAUGUCACUUUCACAGAAAUAUACUCACAAAGAUAUUCGCUCAAAAUGGACUAGGAAACAAAAAUGUCAUUGGCAUAUACCAUAUAUGAAAAUAACUGAAGAAACAGACAUGCAAGUGAGGAAACACUUAAAGCACUGCAUGUCUUUCCGUGCUACUAGAAGACUAAGACAUGGAUCAGAGGGUAAAAGUCAAGCAUACCUGAGAAACUCAGAGGUGUUUGUUCCAAGGCUGGAGGCACACACCAUAAAUGAGACCAAAUGCCACUAUGCAGCUUUCAGUGUCUGCUCAAAUGAGUCUCUGGACAGGGAUCACACCGCUGAAUUGACUACAAAAGAAUUAAUUUCCAGACACAAGAAAGUAGAAACUCAAAGAUCAAUGUAUACAAACAGAUGGCUCCUCCAAACACAAGCAAAUGAUGAAGUCCACCAUUCCGAAAACACUGAGACAACUGAUGAAAAGGAAAUCAACAGAAGGAUAAUGGAUUUAUCGCAAAGCAUGUUAUCAGGUUCUCUGGGGUUAUUGGAUGUAAAUAGUUCAAAAGAGAAAGAAGCAGACAGAACUGUUCACAAUGGAUCCUCAUCUUUCACUGAACCCCACCUGAAAACCCACACUGAAGAAGUAAAAUCCUUUAGUGCUCUCUGGCUGAAAAACGAAGGAAUAACAAAUGAUACGAGACAUUAUCAGUGCAGCUCUUCAGACGGUGAUACAAAUAGAGCUGUCAUUAGAGGACAAAUCAAUUUGCCAUGUUUUUCCAAAAGAAAAAUCUUUAUGAUCUAUAUCUGUGGAGGUUAUCAAGAUUCAGAAGUAGAACGAAAUGCAUUAAUGGAAAAAUCCUUUCCUUGGCUGUACAACUAUUGUAAAGAGAGAGGCUAUGACUUCCGGAUGGUGGACCUGAGGUGGGGGAUAAAAGAUGGUAUCACUAAUGAUCACCACAUGGCUUCCCUCCAUAUGAAGACAUUAAGGAAAUGCCAGCAGCUAGGAUUCCAAACCUUCGUUGUUUUCAUUGGGCAAAAGCAUGAUGAUCCCUGUCUCCCAGCAUUAAUAACCAAGGAAAAUUUAGAGGCAAUCAAAGCCACAGCUGAACACAUGAAGCAGAGUACCAAAAAGUCAAAGCAUAUUUUGUCUAGUGGUUUAAAGGAAGAAAUACUAGUAGAUAAAAAAAAUGAAAUUCAAGAUGAUGUUAGUCAACAUGUCCUGAGCCCUGAUGUGUCAACAGAAGAGCAUGCAGCAGAGACAAAGAGCAAUAAGGAAUAUGAAGAGAUUAAUUCAAAUGGGCAGGACUUCUCUAGUGCUUCUCUACUCACCAAAAAGACUGUAGCUGAAUAUGAGAGAGAACUUCAGCUUCUGGAUUGCUGGUACAGGAUGGAUGAAAACUGCAUCCCUGCAGUUUACAGGCUUCAGCCUAUUUGCACGGUGUACAAAGAUAUCCUCAGCAAAGAUCCUACUCGCAGGCAACAAGCUAAAAACAAAUGGAUGGUGACUUUUCAGAAACUGCAUAAGAUAUUUCAAGAAUAUGCUCCAAUUGCUCUUGGACAAGAAGGUGCCACCACACUGCUCAAAACAGUUUUGCAACAAGAAGUAAAUCAAGGAUUCCAGGUCCAGGGAUCUUGUGAAGAUCACUGUCACUGCUUCAAAAGAAACAUCACAGACCUGCAGUUCAGUCUGUCAAGUCCCCAAGCAUCAAAAUAUAUUGACAUUCACCAACCAAGACCAGAGAUCAACAAAGCAAUGCAUGAAGGACACUGGAACUUUGUGAAAAGCAUUCACUCUAGGCUUCGUCACACAAAUAUCUACAAAAAGAACAUUAGCUGGGGAAGAGAUGGAAUCAGCCCCACCACCAACAGAUCCCAUGCCUACUACCUUGAAUGCCUUUGUAAUGACUUUCAGAAAAUUGUUGUCAACCAGUUCAACAGAACAAUCAGUUCAAAAGAUAUUCCGGAAAGACUACAUAUAAGAAGAAAGCAAGUAUUUAAAAUUCAUAAUGAAGAAGAGCUUCUGGAACAUAUCCAGCACUGUCAAGCUUUGGUUAAAUGUAUAAUAGGAAGAGAAACUUUUUUGUGCAAACUGAAGAAUCAAGUUACAUCCUCAAACAGAAGGUUGACUGUUGUUUGUGGAGAGGCUGGAUGUGGAAAAAGUGCCAUCACAGCGAAAGCAGCUUCUUUGGCUUCUAACUGGAUCUCUGGGAACCUCAGAGUUGUUAUUCGAUUUAUUGGUGUUACUGGUGAAAGCAGAAAUAUCCGACUGGUUCUCUUGAGCCUUUGCUACCAGAUAGCUGCUAUCUACAAUGUCUCUGUUAAUUUUUCCAAGGAUUUUGAAGGAUUGGUGGAAGAGUUUCUCUGCUUACUGGAAUUUGCUACAAAAGACAAUCCACUUCUAAUAUGCCUGGAUGGCAUAGAUGAAUUCUCAGAGGAAUAUGUUACAGACUUCUCUUGGAUACCUUCCGAAUUACCAAAGAAUGUGUAUUUUAUUAUUUCCACAUGCAUAGAAUCAAGUUUUUCAUAUUUAAAAAAACUGGAGAAAAUAACAGUAAAAGAGAAUAUUUUACAAAUACCUCCUUUAACAUUUGGAGAAAUUAAUGAGAUGAUCAGCUCCUGGUUAGAAAAGGAUUGCCGAAGACUCUCACAACAACAGCAUGAUUGCUUAAUGGAUGCAUGUGUCGCUUGCCCUCUACCACUUUACAUAUACUAUGCUUAUAAGGAGUCCUGUUUAUGGACAUCUUUCAGCCCAGAGACAGAGGUGUGUCUUCCUCAAAAUAUACCUGACCUGUAUUCGUGGACGCUGAGCAGAAUGGAAAAAUCCCAUGGGGAACAAGUUGUUGAAAGGAUGGCAGCUUAUGUUACACUUUCAAGGAAUGGCAUAACUCAGGAAGAGUUGCUCCACCUUAUGUCCAUGGAUGAUGUGGUAAUUCAAGAAGUAGCUAAAUUCCAAAAAGCCUCAGUUUCAGCAUUCCCUCUAGUGCUAUGGCUGAAACUUUUGGAUGACCUUGCAGAGCAUCUGAGAGAGCAAAGAACUGACAACACUUAUGUUUUUAAUUGGGCUCAUACAUCUCUAAAACAUGUCUGCAUAGACAGGUAUCUCAAAGCACAGGAUUCUCAGGCAUCACUACAUGCUACUUUUGCAGAUUACUACCUGAGCAGAAUCCCACAUGAACCCAGGAAGUACAGUGAAAUACCUACAUUUCAGCCUCUUGCCUGGGCUUUAAAAAAAAAAUCCAAGAUCAGCUACAUCUUUAACAUUCGUAAGCUCUUUGGGACUCCUUAUCACCUCAUCAAAUCUAAGAAUAUUACUGCCCUAAUCAAAGAAUGUCUCUUUAAUUAUGAGUUUCUCCUGCAUAAAGCUUGGGCUUCAUCAGUUAUCAGUGUUGAAGAGGAUCUAAGAGCAGCUAUCAAUGCAGACAGGAGUAUAUGUGACUUAACUUUAUUAAGUGAAGCUCUCAAGUUAUCCAAGGAAGUUUUAAUACAAGACCCAUGUCAGAUAGCUUCACAGCUUAUAGGCCGCCUUCAUCAAAUCAUGGCAGCAGAUAAACCAGUGGCCCCAGGUGAUCCCAAAAAAUAUCUCUAUCUGCAGGCACUUUUGUCUCAGUGCCAGAAAUCUUCCAUUCCUGUUCUUCUUCCUUCAACAUCUUGCCUUAUAGAACCUGGUAGACUUCUCUGUGACCUUCUGAAAGGUCACUUGGACAGAAUUACAGCCAUUGGAGAAACCCAGAAUGAUCUCACUGUUGCAACAGUUUCCAGUGAUGGUACUUUGAAAUUGUGGGAUCUGAGGGUUGGCAAAGCUGUCUUCACCCUGCGUGGAAUUGGGAAGAAUAUCAGUGCUAUUGCUGUAUGUUUGGAGAACAGGCUGGUGGCUAUGUCUGACAAAAGCACCAUUAAAAUCUGGGAUCUUUCCAUGGAAAAAGUGAUAUAUGCAACUGGCAAAUGUUGGGGUACUCCAAUACUAACAUCUGCAAUGAAUGGACAACUUUUACUGGUUUUUUUUAAUGGCAACCAUAUGGUUCAGGUUUUUGAUCUUGUUCACUCAUGCCAUUUGCUCCAUUCGGUAUACCUUUCUACAGAGGAAGCACCUAUCCACAAGACUUGCUCCAUACUGGUAUCAAAAAAUUCAAUAAAAGAUUAUGUUCUCUGUGCCUUUAGGAGUGGAAGUGAAGCAAUGGUCUUUAGUGGCAAAAAGGGGAAAGUAGUUGCUAAGCUGACAAGCCAAGAACCAAUGGCAGCAGCUGAGGAUGUGGCUGUAACAAAGGAAUACUUCCUGGUGAUCUUCAGGUGUCCAUUCAUGAAACAGCGUGAGAUUGUGCAUAUAGAGCUCUACAGUGUCCACACUUUUGCCUAUGCUCACAGUCUGAAGGGAUGCUGCAAUGAUUAUAUUCACACUUUUGCUGUGAAUCAUUUGGGCUCUCACUUGGUGGCGUUCAGCCCCAUUCCGAACACCAAUACCACUGAGAUAGUGUCGUGGAACCUGGAAUCCGAAGACCACAAACAUUUGGCUAAAUUUCCUUCAGUCCCAGCUGGCGGUGCAUGCACUGACCUUCGGUACUGUUUAGCAUUCUGUGAUGGAGACAAUUAUCUUCGAUCCUGGAACUUAGCGUCCAAGAUCAAUGACCAGUCUUUGACUGUCACUGCAAGCAAAGCCAAGAAAACAAAUGGUAUUCAGGAUAUUCUAACAAUGGAGAACUAUUCUAGGUAUGCUGUGUGUCGAAACACAAGUCCAGGAGUCAUAACAGUGUGGAACAUCGUGAAAUCAAAGUGUAAACGCAAUGCUGUGAGAGUGGAGAGGGGAUUGGUAGAGAAUACGGAUGUAGUGUUGGCCAGAGACAUGAAGCUGUAUGUCCUUACAGACAAAGGAAUGGCCUCCUUUGCAGAGCCUCCAAGACCCAUAUUUCAGACUCUGUUAGUUUAUGAUAUCCUGAAAAAGAAGUACACAAAGAAGCAGACUGGCCUUUACAUCAUUCCCUGUCCAAAUAACGAAUAUAAGAUCCUUGAAGGAGGCCUCCUGCUUGGUCUUUCAGAAAACAGAGACCAUUUUAUCACCUGGAACUUGGAAACUGGAUUUAUUAAGGAUCGAAUAAGGCCAGAAUACAAGGAUAAGUUUUCAUUGCAAGCUCCUCAGUCUAACCUCUCCUUGUCUAAGGAAAACAUGAAACUAUGCAAAGGACUCUUGUCUAAAGGAACAACAGGAUUAUGGCUUCCUUGGGAAAGACGAAAUGAAACGAAGACUGGAAAGAGGCGGCGGCAGCUAAAGGCAGCUCAGAUGGAGAUGGAAAUGUUACAGCAACUCGCUAAUGAGAAGAGUAACGCUAUUGACCAGUACCUCCUGAGUGGAGAUGAGAAGGUUGCUGUGUGUUCCUACUAUGCACAUCACCUGUCAGUGUUCAGCCUGGAAAGCAUGUCGCAUCUCCACACUCUUGAGAGCAGAGAAUCCAUGCUUUUCCUACACACUGCAGCUUUGACCUAUAAUGGUCAUUAUCUGGUGCUCUCCAAUUACAGCGAGGAGGAGAAAGUCAGCUAUGUGACUCUAUGGAAUUUAACCACGGGAAAGGUUAGGAAAAGAUUAAGAAAUGAGCCAAAUGUCUGCUGUACAGCCAUUACCACAGAUGCUAGUAGAAUAAUUUUUGGAGUGAUGGUGGAAAACAGGAUUAAGAUUUGGGAUCCAUUUAAGCACAGACACAAGCUAAUUCAAGGUUAUGAAGGUCUUCAUCUGACAGUGAGCAGCAAAUUGCACAUAUUAGAAGGAACAAAAGCUGUCCUGCUUGCAGGUGAAGUCAGUCUCUGGGAUUUGGAAAGUGGCACAGUUAUAUCCAUUUUUACACCAGAUAGCAAGAUCUCCUACAUGAACGUUGCCUUUGAUAGAAACACAAUUCUUUUAGGCUUGAGUGACUGCCCUACUCUCAUCACUUUGAAAAUGCUGAGCAUCAACACUGCUACAAGUUCAACAGGAAACAAUUUGUUUGGAGAGGAAUCCUCAAGCAGUGAAGAAGAGCCUGAAGUUACUUAA
Messenger RNA from Rhineura floridana, 6191 nucleotides. RefSeq lists its product as uncharacterized. The transcript is spliced from 31 exons. NCBI's taxonomy places the organism in Eukaryota, Metazoa, Chordata, Lepidosauria, Squamata, Rhineuridae. Gene Ontology annotation, molecular function: protein binding. The coding region runs from base 21 to 6191 and encodes 2056 amino acids. The record is from RefSeq and is a predicted model, not a curated record.